Molecule: messenger RNA, 1134 nt
Organism: Adineta ricciae
Lineage: Eukaryota; Metazoa; Rotifera; Eurotatoria; Adinetida; Adinetidae
Source: the annotation of a GenBank genome assembly
AUGAUAAUAACUAAGGUACUUUAUUUAUCACAAUGCUUCGAUAAGCAACCAGCAGUCGCUAGAUUUUCUUGCAAAGUCAAUAUAAAGAUAGUCAUGCUUAAUUCUUGUACCAAUUCAGCGACGAAUGAUGACCAACCUGAGGAAAAGAGAUCUUUCGAUACAGUUCAGCCCACUCUGUCUAAUAUGGAAACACCUACAAUAGUUAUUCUAACACCAGCCGCCGAUGACCCUAUGUUUGCAGACUUUUGGCAAUUUAAUUUCAAUCAGUUAAGUUGCAAGUUUGCUGAAUUUGAUAUACGUGUCAUAGGAGCACCAUGGAUGACAACACCCUUAGCAUCUGAUCGAUCCCGUUCAUUUAUUUACAUCGCUAAUCUGGCAUGGGGUUACCACUAUCAACCCGACCGUUGGAAGGCAUGGCUUCGUGAUUGGCCCAAAGAUAUUAGCCUGAUCAAUUCACCAUCGUUACUUCUAUGGAAUACGCAAAAAACAUAUUUGCAACAUUUACAAAAAGCUGGAGUUCGAACGAUUCCUACAUUAUAUGUUGAACAUGUGAACGAAGAAGUAUUAAUCGAUGCAGCGAAACACUUCAAUGUAUCUGAUUUAAUUGUUAAGCAACAGAUAUCCGCAUGUAGUUUCAAUAUUUUACGUAUACUAGUUGGUAGUGAUGACUUUGCGUCUGCACCAAGAUCAAUGUGUCCUGCAGAAGCUGUUGCUGAACUCACACGUUUAGACGCUAUUCAUUCUCCAAUGAUGAUACAACCGUUUAUGCCCAGCAUUGUUCAGGAGGGUGAAAUAUCUGUAUUUAUGUUCAAUGGAAAAGUUAGUCAUGGCAUUAGAAGCAACACACAGCCCGACGAUUAUCGGGUACAAUUCGAACACGGUGGAGUGACAACUGCACAAAAAGAACUUUCAACUGAAAUGCUGGAACUGGCUCAUGCUGCCAUCAACGCUUGUCCCGAGCUACCUGUGUAUGCACGUAUCGAUAUGAUACGUGAUGUUUCAACAGGACUUUUCUGUAUCAUUGAAGUGGAACUCAUCGAACCCAAUCUCUUUUUAGAACAUGCGCCUGAUGGCGGUACAUCAUUUGCACGCGCUAUUUUACAUGCUAGUGGUUUAUUAAAUUACAAUGAGUAA